AUGUCCGUCGAUAAUGGGGUCCUAUAUCCUAUGGAUCCACCUCUAGGAAUGGUCCGUGAUAUUGAACAAGCAGCCGAGUCUGCCCCCCUGGUGGUCAUCACGGCUGUCUUUUUCCCACUGGCAACAUUAUGCAUGGUCAUUCGAGUCUACACAAGAGCAUUUAUUGUGUGCAAGCUAUCUUUCGAUGACUAUCUUAUGAUUCUUUCUUGGGUGUGCAAUGUAUUCCUUGUCGCCUUUACACUGAACAUGACCAAUUAUGGAAUGGGAAAACACCUUUGGAACGUUCCAUUCUCACCAGAUCUAUUUCCUAAUUUCUCCCUGAAUAAUCUGCUUGCGGCCAUCUUCUUUUGUGCAGCUACUGGAUUUGCGAAGGGUAGUAUCUUGGUCUUCUACCUGCGAAUAUUUCCCAUGAAAUCAGCACGAAUCCUUAUUUGGACUGCCUUUGCAUUCAUCAUGGGAUACUCGGCAGCUUCUGUCCUUGUUAACAUAUUCUCAUGUAACCCCAUCCGAGGCUCUUGGGAUCCAGAAGUCAUCGCCACCGCAAAGUGCAUUAACAGGCCUGUGUUUUACUUUUUGCAAGCCGGCUUGGGAAUCUUUGCAGAUAUCGUGACUGUCUUGAUUCCACUCCCGUGGCUCAAAACACUGAUGCUGCCCAAGAAACAAAAGAUCGGCGUUGGCGUUCUCCUGACCAUGGGUGCAUCGGUUUGCAUUGUCAGCAUCAUUCGGUUGCAAUCUCUCAGUGUUUUACUUCACGACCCAGAUUUAACUUACAACACUGUGAUGGCGCUCAUGUGGUGCGUUCUAGAAUUGAACCUCAGCAUUAUCGGUGGCUCCAUGGCUACCAUUAAACCGUUUCUUAGAAUAGCGAUCCCCCGCAUGUUCACCACCAACUAUGGUGCAAGUGCCAGUGCUGGCAUUCAUUUGGAGUCAAAGGACAGAAGUACAGGAUAUCAGUCACGAUCUAUACAGAGUCUCAAGCCUGUUCAUUCUUCAAAAGCGCCACAAAUAAGUCACUUUCACGCCACUAGUACAGAAGAACUUGUAAUGGCUUGA
This is a messenger RNA of Fusarium poae, 1053 nucleotides long. RefSeq lists its product as uncharacterized. The coding region runs from base 1 to 1053 and encodes 350 amino acids. The transcript is spliced from 6 exons. The record is from RefSeq and is a predicted model, not a curated record. Lineage: Eukaryota; Fungi; Ascomycota; Sordariomycetes; Hypocreales; Nectriaceae.